Messenger RNA from Spodoptera litura, 2107 nucleotides. It is a transcript of the gene Prp19, whose product is annotated as pre-mRNA processing factor 19. The record is from RefSeq and is a predicted model, not a curated record. Gene Ontology annotation, molecular function: protein binding; ubiquitin protein ligase activity. Lineage: Eukaryota; Metazoa; Arthropoda; Insecta; Lepidoptera; Noctuidae. Gene Ontology annotation, cellular component: Prp19 complex; U2-type catalytic step 1 spliceosome; cytoplasm. Gene Ontology annotation, biological process: protein ubiquitination; mRNA splicing, via spliceosome; DNA repair.
UUUCAUAUUCUGUGGUUCGUGUUCUAUCUAUGAUUUUACACUGGGAACUUGUUAAUUGUUUGUCAGCCAAUUUUCAUGUUUUUAAGAGUGAUUGUGUAAAAUCUAGUAAAAAUAACUUAAUAAAAUGGCUCUGUAUUGUGCAAUAUCUAAUGAGGUCCCUGAACAACCUGUGGUGUCUCCAUCCUCGGGAGCCGUGUUUGAGAAGCGUGUCAUAGAGAAGUAUAUAAUAGAAAAUGGAGUGGACCCUAUUAAUGGCAAGGAACUGCGAGUUGAAGAUCUUAUUGAGAUUAAAACUCCACCAAUAGUGAAACCAAAGCCUCCAAGUGCCACGUCUAUCCCCGCUACCUUGAAGAGUAUGCAGGAUGAGUGGGAUGCUCUCAUGCUGCAUGCCUUCACUCAGCGCCAACAGCUGCAAACUGCUCGACAGGAAUUAAGUCACGCUCUCUACCAACACGAUGCUGCGUGCCGUGUGAUCGCCCGUCUAACCAAGGAAGUGACGGCCGCGAGAGAAGCCCUCGCAACGCUCAAACCACAGGCUGGCAUUGUAGCUCCCCAGCCAACUCACCAGGCGGAAGCUGGUGCUGCAGGCGGCGGUGGCGUGGCCCCGGUGGGGAUGUCCAGCGAGGUGGUGUCGCGUCUGCAGGAGCGUGCCACCGCGCUCACACAGGAGCGCAAGCGACGCGGCCGCACCGUGCCCGAGGGACUGCUCGCGCCUGACCAGAUACGAGCUUUCCUCACCUUGGCAUCACAUCCCGGUCUCCACUCAGCCAGUGUGCCUGGUAUCUUGGCUUUGGACAUCAACCCAUCAGAUCACAGCAAACUGCUAACUGGUGGUAAUGACAGGAAUGCUACUGUGUUUAAUAAAGACACUGAGCAAGUGGUGGCCAUCCUCAAGGGUCACACCAAGAAGGUCACCCGCGUCAUCUAUCAUCCAGAUGAGGAUACUGUUAUCACUGCCUCACCAGAUCACACUAUUCGUGUAUGGAAUGUGCCUACGUCUCAAACUACAGUGAUCCUGCGGUCCCACGAUGGACCUGUGACUGGCUUGUCCCUCCACCCCACUGGCGACUACGUCCUGUCGACAUCUACCGACCAGCACUGGGCCUUCUCCGACAUCCGCACAGGCACGCUGCUCACUAAGGUCAGCGAUUUCUCUGGUGUCAGCCUUACCACGGCGCAGUUUCACCCUGACGGUCUGAUUUUUGGUACUGGUACAGAGAAUUCUCAAGUUAAGAUUUGGGACUUGAAAGAGCAGAGCAAUGUGGCUAACUUCCCUGGACACGUGGGACCAGUGACAUCCAUCUCCUUCUCGGAGAACGGUUAUUAUCUUGCUACAGCAGCUGAAGACGCGUGUGUUAAGUUGUGGGAUUUGAGAAAGCUUAAAAACUUCAAGACUAUUCAACUAGAAGAAGGGUAUGCCAUCAAGGAGUUGUGCUUUGACCAGAGUGGUACUUACCUGGCUAUUGCUGGUACAGACGUUAGGGUAUACCUGUGCAGACAGUGGCAGGAGUUGAAGGUGUUUAAUGACCACACUGCAUCCGCCACGGGCGUCAGGUUCGGUAAGAACGCGCAGUACAUCGCGUCUACUAGCAUGGAUAGGACACUCAAAUUGUAUGGGAUAGAGUAGGCUAGUCCAAUAUUAUUUUAAUAUCUUUGGUGAUCGUUUUCGCGGGGCGACUUAGCACUGAAAACUGACUUGUAAAAUUAAAUAAAAUUGUUUCGAAAGUACAGGUUCAUGUUUGCCUCAGUUCAACAUGUUCAUUUAUUUCGUAGUAAUUAAUGAGUCCACCAGAAAAGGUCUCUUACAGUAAUCGUUAAGUAUAUUUUUUUUCAGUAUCCCAAAUGUUAAGAUUGAUUUUAUGUUGAUUUUUUAACUUUUAAUAUAAGAUAAUUAUUAUUUGACUGCUUCUGUUCAACAAGUAUUGUAAAACACUAAUACUACAGAGACAUUUUCCAUAAUCAAAUAUAAUUAGGUUAGACUUUAGUGAAUAAAUAUAAUUGUAAGUAUAUCCAUAAAUGAGUGGUUAUUAAUACAGAACUUGUGAGAAGCUGAGCUGACGGAUUGUGGAAAUAUUUCAUUUCUUUAUUAAUAAAGGGAAUGAAUGUA